AUACAUUUUUCGAAGUAACCUUUCAAAAUGACUUCGCCUAGAACGUUCUCGCACCAAAACAUUGAGCGAACGUGAGGCGCAUACUUGCCGGUUGUUUUCACCUCCAAGUAUGAACAAUAUAUCCUCUAGUGUUUGUUGGGAUCGAUCUGCUAGACGCUAUUGUUAAUUUGUAGGAGUGGGCCACCGCGUGCCAUUCCUACGUCCGUGUCCGCCAACCGAAGCACAAUGCAAUCCAGCGCAGCAAACAUGCCUGAACUCAGCGUGAAUGACUCCGUGAAACGCGACACCAAGCUGGACGACAAAGUAACCGUUGAAGAUGGAAGUGAUACAGACUCCGGCAGUGAUGAUACAGUGCCCGAUCUCGAGGACGACAUUGGCAAAUCCACAGGACAGAGCCAGAUGGCACAAGCAGCUGGCAUCACAGAGGAGUUGGUCAGCAAGGCCAAACAAAGCCGGAGUGAAAAGAAAGCUCGUAAGCUGAUGUCGAAGCUAGGCUUGAAGCAAGUGCAGGGUGUCUGUCGGGUUACCAUCCGCAAGUCCAAGAACAUCCUCUUCGUCAUCACCAAGCCAGACGUUUACAAAAGCCCGGCGUCAGACACCUACAUUGUCUUCGGAGAAGCCAAGAUUGAGGACCUGAGCCAGCAGGCCCAGAUGGCUGCUGCCGAGAAGUUUAAGGCUCCCGACUCCGGCGCCGCCGCGGGUGAGCCGGCACAGACGGCUGUCUCUCAGCCAAUCGAAGAGGAGUCUGAAGAGGAGGAGGAGGUCGACGAGGGUGGUGUGGAAAGCAAAGACAUUGAACUUGUCAUGUCCCAAGCAAAUGUUUCUCGUGUGAAGGCGGUACGAGCAUUGAAGAACAACAAUAAUGACAUCGUGAAUGCAAUCAUGGAACUGACAAUGUAGCAGAGGUUGUAAGCAAGCAAGACCUGCAAACCGUCGGCAAGCAUUGGAGCGGGCUCUACAGCUGUGAUUAUUGUAAAAAGAAGCGAAUCCGACUCGAAGAUCAUUUUCUGCCAAAAUGUCUCGAAGCAAUUGCUUCUAGAUCUAAAUAUUGCCGCAAAUUAAAGUGUUCGAAGUA
Ixodes scapularis (black-legged tick) is the source of this 1075-nucleotide messenger RNA. It is a transcript of the gene Nacalpha, whose product is annotated as nascent polypeptide-associated complex subunit alpha. Lineage: Eukaryota; Metazoa; Arthropoda; Arachnida; Ixodida; Ixodidae. The record is from RefSeq and is a predicted model, not a curated record. Gene Ontology annotation, cellular component: nascent polypeptide-associated complex; cytoplasm. Gene Ontology annotation, biological process: protein targeting to membrane. The transcript has 7 exons. Bases 226 to 900 code for a protein of 224 amino acids.